GGAGCGAGUGUGUGAGUGCGCGCGUGUGUGUGUGUCAGUGUGUGUGUUGGGGCGAAGGGGUCCUUCCCCUCCCCGGGCCCCGGCUCCCCCUCCACUCCCACCCCCAGCGGCCCCUCCCCGGUGAGCGCGCCCACACCCCCAUCCCCCAUCCUUCCCCCUCCCCAGGAGGAACGCAGAGCCGCAGCCGCGGGGAAACGUAAAGUUUCUGCGGCUCAAAAGUGACGCACAAAUUCUUUAAGAGCUCUUUGGCGGCGGAUAUCUAGAGAUCAGACCAUGUGAGGGGCCGAGAGUACAAAUACGGCCGCGCGGGCGCCGGCGCCGGCACAGGCAGCGGCGCCCCGGUGCCUCGAGGGCGCGAGGGUCGCCCGCCUCGGAAGCCCCGGACCGGCCUCCGCGAACUCCCAGCAGAGCUCUCAACCCCACUGAUAUCAAGUGCUGAGGAGACUCAUAGAUCAGAGCACCAAGGAUUCAGAUCGGUCCUUGGCACAUGGGCGUCAGCAUCAUCUACUAGCCAGUAGGAUGGAGACCACACCCUUAAAUUCCCAGGAGCUAUCAGCAUAUAAGGAUGGAGAAGAUUGUCAAGGAAAUGGUGUUCUACAGAAGGGUGUCCCUGCCCCUGGGGAUAAGGCAGAGUCCGGCCAAAUCUCGAAUGGGUACUCAGCUGUUCCAAGCCCCGGUGCAGGAGACGACACUCAGCAUUCCAUCCCGGCUGCCACCACCGCCCUAGUGGCUGAGGUUCAUCCAGGGGAACGGGAGACGUGGGGCAAGAAGAUGGAUUUCCUCCUCUCCGUCAUUGGCUACGCUGUGGACCUGGGCAAUGUCUGGCGCUUUCCCUACAUCUGUUACCAGAAUGGAGGGGGGGCAUUCCUCCUACCCUACACUAUCAUGGCCGUUUUCGGGGGGAUCCCGCUCUUCUACAUGGAGCUCGCGCUGGGCCAGUACCACCGAAAUGGAUGCAUUUCGAUAUGGAGGAAAAUCUGCCCAAUUUUCAAAGGGAUCGGUUACGCCAUCUGCAUCAUUGCCUUUUACAUCGCCUCCUACUACAACACCAUCAUGGCCUGGGCGCUCUACUACCUCAUCUCCUCUUUUGCGGCCCAGCUGCCCUGGACCAGCUGUAAGAACUCCUGGAACACUGGCAACUGCACUAACUACUUCUCCGAGGACAACAUCACCUGGACACUCCAUUCAACAUCCCCUGCAGAAGAAUUUUAUACGCGCCACGUCCUGCAGAUCCACCGGUCAAAGGGGCUCCAGGACCUGGGGGGCAUCAGCUGGCAGCUUGCCCUCUGCAUCAUGCUGAUCUUCACUAUUAUCUACUUUAGCAUCUGGAAAGGUGUCAAAACAUCUGGCAAGGUGGUUUGGGUAACAGCCACCUUCCCUUACAUCAUCCUUUCGAUCCUGCUGGUGAGGGGGGCCACCCUCCCCGGAGCCUGGAGGGGAGUUCUCUUCUAUUUGAAACCCAACUGGCAGAAACUCCUGGAGACAGGGGUGUGGGUGGAUGCGGCCGCCCAGAUCUUCUUCUCUCUCGGUCCUGGCUUUGGGGUCCUGCUGGCUUUUGCGAGCUACAACAAAUUCAACAACAACUGUUACCAAGACGCCUUGGUGACCAGUGUGGUGAAUUGCAUGACGAGCUUCGUUUCAGGAUUUGUCAUCUUCACAGUGCUGGGGUAUAUGGCUGAGAUGAGGAACGAAGAUGUGUCUGAGGUGGCCAAAGAUGCAGGCCCCAGCCUGCUCUUCAUCACAUAUGCGGAAGCCAUAGCCAACAUGCCAGCAUCCACGUUCUUUGCCAUCAUCUUCUUCCUGAUGUUAAUCACACUGGGCUUGGACAGCACGUUUGCAGGCUUGGAGGGGGUGAUCACAGCCGUGCUGGAUGAGUUUCCACACAUCUGGUCCAAGCGCCGGGAGUGGUUUGUGCUCAGCGUGGUCAUUACCUGCUUCUUUGGAUCCCUGAUCACCCUGACUUUUGGAGGGGCCUACGUGGUGAAGCUGCUGGAGGAGUUUGCCACGGGACCCGCAGUGCUCACUGUUGCCCUGAUAGAAGCAAUUGCUGUGUGUUGGUUCUAUGGCAUCAAUCAGUUCUGCAGUGAUGUGAAGGAAAUGCUUGGCUUCAGCCCUGGAUGGUUUUGGAGGAUCUGCUGGGUAGCCAUCAGCCCUCUGUUUCUCCUGUUCAUCAUUUGCAGUUUUUUGAUGAGCCCACCACAGCUACGACUUUUUCAGUAUAAUUAUCCUCAGUGGAGCAUCAUCCUGGGUUACUGCAUAGGAACCUCAUCUUUCAUCUGCAUCCCGAUGUAUAUAACUUAUCGGCUGAUCAUCACUCCAGGGACACUUAAGGAGCGUCUUAUUAAAGGUAUCACUCCAGAAACACCGACAGAAAUUCCCUGUGGGGAUAUCCACUUGAAUGCUGUGUAAAACAUCAAUGAAAGGAAAAUGGCUUCCCAACAAGCUCUUCCUCCAGUUCUGACAAGUCACACCUUGCCUUCUCCCUCUAAGUCAAUGAGUUGCCAGCUAAGCCUGCCGAUGGAAGGGCCUUCUUCAUAGAGACACAGUCCCAAAAGACUAUGGUGCCCAGACUCUUAUGGCCUCUAGCCACUUCUUUCUGUGAAAUCUCCCAGACAUGUUAUCAUGUUAGACUCUGUGAUGCAGCUGAAGUGGACUGCUUUGGAUGUGUGAGGGUGUGUAUGGAGGUGAUGAAAACCACCAUAUCGUCAGUUAGGAUUAGGUUUAGGAUCAAGUCUGUGAAAGUCUCCUGUAUCAUUCCUUGUUACGAUCAUCAGUAUCUAACAUCGUUUGCUUCCAAAGGUUUCACUGUUCAUGAAUGCAUAAACCAUUUAGGAGAAAACAGGGAUACUGUCUUGCUAGCCAUAUAUUUCCUGAGUAGCAUAGAAUUCUAUAGCUGGAAUCUACUAGAACCCUGUAACCUGUGUGCUGCUCUGGAGUCAGGAGAGGAAGAUGUAAGAAGCUAAGCUGAAAAAUAAUGUGUACGUGUGAGCAUGUGUGUCUGUGUAUACUGUUGUUCCAGUGUAUCCCUAUCUCUAUUCUAAUACUUUGGGCCCGUUACAAACUAUGAAUUCCUCUAGUUUUUCUUACAUUAACAAAUUCCACCUACUGAAAUUUGUAUGUAUGUUAUUAUUUGAAGGGUAUAAUUACUACAACAUGCUCUGCCACCUGCUCCUUUUCCAAUGACACUACUUUAGCCCAUACAUCUUCCUUAUGGGCAUGCUUUAGUAUUUCCUGCACUUCAACUGCCAUCUUCCUGUCUCUCUCUGCUAAACAUUCAGGAUAAUGUUCCACAGGCAAAUCUGGCCUAUUUCAUUAGUCACUGUGGCUUGGCUAUGAACUACUUUGAAGAUGAAUAUUGAUAAAUGCAUCUUCAGUGUUCAGUUGACUAUCUGGUUUAAGCUCUGUCUACUUCAAAUGACUCCGUUUAACCAUUAAGGUUACUUGGCUUUGUAAAGAGUGGAUAAAUCAAAUUUUCACAGGGUGUAGAGAUCUGGUACCCUGACCUAAACCAAGGUCAUCCUCAACCCAAAAGUAAUUGGAGAGUCUGGGUUAGCCUUAAAUGCACCUCCUCCCAACCCCUUGACCCUUCCUGGUUGGCUACCAGGAUAGUGAGCCCUCCAGAUAAUAUUCAAGACUGAGUCUAAGUAAGCCUGAUUGGAAAAGGGUCAGUUAAGUGAAUAACCUUACACGCCACAUAAAACCCUUAAUACAGAUCAAGUAUAUUUGACCUUCAGUGGCUUGGGACUCUCAGAUGCAUAGGUAGAGAAGCAAAUUUUACCUUGUAGUGUGAGAUUUCCUUACCAAAAUCUUAAAGGGAGUAAAGCCUAGUCAAUGAUAAAAGGACUCAAUGAUCUGGCCCCAUAUCACAUCAGUCCUCUGUAUAAAUCUAACUUAAUCCUAACAACCUUAUAGAAAGAAGAUCCAUAUAGCAGAGGCCUAGUUUAAUCUAAUUAUAGAGCUUCCUCCCUUGGCUUCCUUUCCCCAACACUAUUCCCUGGCCAUCUUCCUGUAUUCCCCCUACAUUCUUCUAUUUCUGAUUCUUUGCUUUUCCCAGCAGAAUAUUUUCCUCAUAGAUGUUAGCUGCCGAGAAGUUUCCCAAAAUACUAGAGGAAAAGAGAGGGGGAUUUUAAAAUGACUGUUAACUGACCUACCUUCAUUAUCUUCACUCUUUCAUUCCUUCCUGCUACCUCAUGUCCAUUCUCUUUGCUUUCUAGCAUGCUGAAAGGAGAGAAGUUAUAUAAGUGGCAGCGUAUUCGGUGGUAAAUAGCUUUGCAAAUUUAAGAACUUGCUUUAUAAAUAUAUUCAGAUAUGUAUUCCCCCCAUCCCACACACACUUAUGCAUUUUCCAAAGAUACCAUUUUUUAAAAAGCACUUUUUCAAACAAAGUUUUGUCAAGCCAGGUGUUAUACAGGUGUUUUGAAAAGUUUUCAAAUGUCACUAGACAGAAAAAAUCCAAAAUCUCUCCCCAGCAUAGUUUGCAUUUACUUGACCCCUAUUUAUCAAUACUACCGUGGAUUUUUUUUUUUUAAGGAAAACUUGAGUUGGUAAAUGGACUUUAAUCUUUUAAAGACCUUUUACAUCUAAUGUAGCAUUUACAUAAAAGUAAAAAAUAAAAAUGGACUGAAUUGUAAAGUUA
Balaenoptera musculus (blue whale) is the source of this 4636-nucleotide messenger RNA. RefSeq names its product solute carrier family 6 member 4 (gene SLC6A4). The record is from RefSeq and is a predicted model, not a curated record. The transcript has 14 exons. Gene Ontology annotation, biological process: serotonin uptake; sodium ion transmembrane transport. Gene Ontology annotation, molecular function: serotonin binding; serotonin:sodium:chloride symporter activity. Gene Ontology annotation, cellular component: neuron projection; plasma membrane. Lineage: Eukaryota; Metazoa; Chordata; Mammalia; Artiodactyla; Balaenopteridae. The coding region runs from base 520 to 2409 and encodes 629 amino acids.